CAGUCGGGCAGCAAUCAAGGUCUAAUCCCAUUCGAAGCCCACUAAGACAAAUGGCGAACGUUAAUUUGCAAUUGCCGCUCAUCGCAGCCGCCACCACCAUAUUGACAAUUGUCAGUGCCGCCACCACAACCACUGGCACAUCCUCGGAGACGGGCAAGAAUCCACCAUCAUAUGCCCCCAGUCAUCACAGUAUGAGCUCUUUGUUCGACAACCGAUGGCUGCCCAUGGAUCAGGCGUUGCAGCAGCAGCAUCUUCAUCCAAAUCAUCGUUACGGCUUCUCCAGGGUGUCGGCAGGAGGCGUUGGCGAAACGGGCGAAAGGAGGGCUUACAGCGGCAGCUCCCCGCAUGUCGUAAACGGACUCACAAGUCUCUCCGGGCUGGGGCACAUUAGCAAUGGAUACGGUUCAGUGGCGCCCACCCACACGGAGGCGCUGGCCCUGGGUUCCCAGAAACAGGAGAUACCGAUUUACGAGGAGCACAAUGAAGAAGCAGCGGUGGCCGCCGUUGCGGCAGCUGGAGCCCACGAUUUCGGUUCUGGAACUGGCCAGGAUAAUGGCCACCAGUCAGCGCCGAUUUACAAUUAUCCCGGCAUCGGCGCAGGACACAGUGGUGGCUUCUAUGGAGGCAGUGCGGGGGCAGAACAGAGCUACGGAUCUUGGUCAUCAUCGGGGGCGGACGAGACACAGCACCAGCAGCCGGAGUCGCAGGACCCUCAUCCGUAUGCGUACGAUAAAAUUUCAAUGGGCAAUUUCCUGCCGCAGUACGAGCAAGGUUCUGGAUACGAUGACCAGCAGGGACAGUUGUUCCACCACCACCAGCAACAACAGCAGCAGCAACAACAACAGGAGCAGUUCUACCAUCAGCAGCAGCAGCACCAUUUCCAGCAGCACCAACAGCAGCAGGAACAAGUUCCCCACUCGUCGUUCUUCAGUCCACAUGAAACCUCCGCCUCCGGCUCGGCAUCGGCUUCGUCUGCCUCGAGCGGAUCGGGCGGCGACGACUACGAGGAGCAUCCCGACGCUGGCCAGGAGCAGAGCUCCAACUACUUGUCCGAGGCAAGUGGUCACGGCCAGGGCCACACCCACCACUCGCACCACGUGGACAUCAUCAACUAUGUGCCGGUGAAGCAUGUGAAGAAGCAGCACGUGCCGGUGGAGAAGCCCGUCAAGAUACCAAUCUCACAUGCGGUGAUCAUUCCCGUCAAGAAGCCGGUUCCCAUCCACAUACCGAUCACGAAGAACGUGCAGGUGGCCGUGGAGAAGGAGUUGAAGGUGCCGGUGGAGAAACUGGUGCCGGUGCCCGUAGAGAAGCACAUCCCGGUGCCGGUAGAGAAGCAUGUGCCGUACCACGUCGUCAAAUAUGUGCCCAUCAAGGUGCCCAAGCCCUUUCCCGUCAAGGUGCCCGUUUUCAAAACCGUCCUGCACAAGGUCAAGAGCUGGUGGUAGGACACCCAGUAACCACUAAGUAUAUUCCAACUGAACCCUAACGUAACCCAUUUUUGAAUCCUCAUUUGCAUCAACAUUGCAGUGCACAGAGAGUAUUUCGUUAUAAUUAUAAGCACAUUACGCAUACGCCCCGUCAAACCAAAGCGCACAUCGUUAUGCAGUUUUCACAUUUCGUAUUCCAUUUUAAAAUUCAUUUAAUCCUCGUAAAGUACAACAAUUUUGUGACUCAUUUAACAUUACAACAAUUUGCAUUAAAAUACAAACACGAACGGAAACUGAAACAGCAACAGUAACAGCACAAGCGGAGAAUCGGAAUCGGAAGGGGAAACACACAGGACGGACGACACACAUACUGCAAAGGAAUGCGAAGGGCUGAGAGGUUUUUAGCCAGCGAUUUUACGGUGCAUUUGUCAUGGCCAUAACCCGCUCUCCCAACCGGCAUCUCGGCCAGCCAACCAACCACCUUGCCGCUCUCAUUUAUUUAAUUUCACUUUAAGCGCACACAAUGAAAUUUGUGUUUAAUGAAAUGAAAUUCAUCUUCACAAAAGGCUCGCGCUCCAGCGUUGUUCUCAGGCUGCCAAAUGCCAUUUCCAGACCAUUACAUCGUUGGGUGGCUGGGGAUCUGGGAGCUGGAGUUUUGAAAUGAAGGGGCUAACAGCAUCCCCGACAUCCCCGGCAUCCCUUGCAUCCCGUGGUGCCCCGAGUCGCCGGGUCUAAUUAAAUUAAGUGCACACCUUUGUUGUCCUGCGACGCGAUGGC
Molecule: messenger RNA, 2204 nt
Organism: Drosophila bipectinata
Lineage: Eukaryota; Metazoa; Arthropoda; Insecta; Diptera; Drosophilidae
Product: ecdysone-induced protein 74EF
Source: RefSeq, a predicted model, not a curated record